This is a messenger RNA of Prorocentrum cordatum, 1278 nucleotides long. NCBI's taxonomy places the organism in Eukaryota, Dinophyceae, Prorocentrales, Prorocentraceae. The record is from the annotation of a GenBank genome assembly.
CUUUCCAAUGCGCUGGGUCUCCGGGUGCGCAGCUCUGGCGCCCUCCAACCAGCGCGGUGCCCUCCGCGAGGCGCCGCCGCCCCCGCCGGGGGCCCGGCGCACGCCGCUGCCGCCCCGCCCGGUGCCGCGGGCCCUGCGCCCAGAGCUCGACCCCCGCGUGGACCCGUCGAUGCUGAUGCGGUUCGACCCCCCGGAGCACCUCCGCACCGGCGCUGCGUUCGUGGUGCUGCCCGGUGGCAACUACGAGAAGUGCAGCAUGUUGAACGAGGGCCAGAAGGUCGCCGUCUGGCUCAACAGCCUGGGCAUCACGGCCUUCGUGCUGAGGUACCGGUGCAUACCCGAGGGGCACUACUGGCCGGCCCCCAUGGAAGACCUGGAGCUCGCCGGUGCGCCUCGUGCGCGCGAGCGCCACCGAGUGGCGGGUGGACCGCGCCCGCGUGGGGGUCAUCGGCUUCUCCGCGGGCGGCCACCUGGCUGGCGCGGCGGCCGUCGCGCGCGACGGCGGGGUGCGGCCCGACGCGCAGGUCCUGGUGUACCCCUGCGUCGACUGCACCAAGCCGGCCUGGUGGCCGUGGAGGCCCGAGGAGGGCCACCCACCCCCAGAGGAGUCGCUGCACCUGCUCGUGCACGCGGAGGUGCCGCCGGCGUUCCUGGCGGUGUCCACGCAGGACGGCCUGUGCACGGCGGAGGACAACACGGUGCCCUACGAGGCCGCCCUCGCGGCCGCCGGCGUGCCCGUGGAGCACGUCGUCUGCCCCAUGGGCAAGCACGGGCACGGUGUGCGGCCGGAGUGGGCGGGGCCGUGCGAGGCCUGGCUGCGGCGGCUCGGCUGGGCGGCGGCCGGCGGCGAGUGAGGGCCCUCGGCCGCGGGCGGGGCGCGCGGGCCGCCGCUGCUGCCGCCGCCGCAGCGUUCCCAGCGCUCACAGCACGGAUCCUCGGCGCGGCCCUGCCCCGGGUGUCGGGGGCCUCGAGGCGGGGGUCCGCGCAAGCGGGGGUCCGCCAGGGCGCCUGGUCCUGCAGGAUCCUGCGGGGCCAGGGGCGCACUGAGCCGGGUGUGGGUGCAGGAUCCUGCGGGAUCCUGUAGGCCUCUGCAGGAUCCUGCCAGGCCUGACUGACCUGGGUCUGGAUUGACCCGGGUCAGCAGAUCCCCGAUGGCGAACGCUGGCUGAAAAGAGCGCACCGUCGGAUGUCAGGAGCCGCCCUUCUCUUCGUGCCUCGUCGUGUCCUCGGUCUGUCCCCUGCGGAGCGCCGCCGCAGCACGGCCGAAGAAGAGAAAGC